UUCCGCCUAGUUUUCCUGUGAGGAGGAGGCGGCGGCGGCGGCGGCGGCGGCGGCUGUGAGGAGCCGAGGCGGCGGCGGCGGCCGCUAAUGGAGUUGCUGCCGGGCGGGGAGCGCUGCCGCUGAACUUCCCCGCGGGCUUUCUCCCUCCUCUCCCCCUCGUCCUGCGGCCGGGGGCUCGUCUCUCGCCCUGGCAGCUCCUCUUCCCCUCCCUCCGCGCUCCUCUCCUCACACAAACAGCCGUGACGCAUCCUCUCUCUCCUCCGUCCCCCCCCUUCCCACCCCCAGGCUGGUUUAAAACGCCUCCCUCCCCCCGUCACCAGCCUUCUCCUUGGGGCCGGCUCGUCCUCCCUCCGCAGUGCUCGGCGUCGCUUUGGAGGGGGUGGGAGAGCCCAGCCGAGCCGCUCUGCCCCCCUUACCCCCCCCUCUCCCGCCCCGGCCUGUGGCGGCUCCGGUGUCUGGAGGAAUUUCUGCCGCCGCCUGCCCCGGCUGGGCGCGGGAGGCGGGCGGGCAGGGAGGCGGCCGAGCAGGAGGAGGAGGAGGAGGAGGAGGAGGGCAGCAGCAGCGAAGGCGGCUGCAGCGGGAGAUGAGCUGCAGCGGGAGGACGGUGCGGUGCAGCUUUUUGCGGCGGGGAGCCCUCCCUUGUCUCCAGCACUCUGUUCCCCUUUAACCGGGAGCAGCUCGAGAGCAGAAGACCCGUGGUUGUUGCCGCUGUUUCCACCGCUACCUUCAUCAUCAUCUCUACAGACACGGGAAAUACGCUUCAGCGCCGGACAACGGGAUUUCGUGUUUCCAGGAUAAAGAUCGCUCGCCCCCCCCCUCCUUUCCCCUCCCGCUCCCUCACUUCACAGCGCUGCCCGUGCCCUGGCCGGGGGCGGCGGACCGGGGGGGUAACAAUGGUGAAGUUUCUGGUGAGUUCUGGCUGCGCCCUGGCUGCGUCGGUGCUGCUCCGUCUCCCUGUCGGAUCGCGGUGAGGAGAAAAUGAGCGAAGAGACGGCGACUUCUAACAACGAUAAUAGUUAUGCACGAGUGCGAGCUGUGGUGAUGACCCGGGAUGACUCAAGUGGUGGAUGGUUACCACUUGGAGGGGGUGGACUAAGCUGUGUCACAGUCUUCAAAGUCAUUCCCCAGGAAGAGAAUAGCUGUGCUGAUUUUCUUAUCCAUGGAGAACGACUCAGGGAUAAAACGGUGGUCUUGGAAUGCACAUUAAAGAAGGACCUAGUUUACAACAAAGUUACUCCUACUUUUUACCACUGGAAGAUUGAUGACAAAAAGUUUGGCCUCACAUUUCAGAGUCCUGCUGAUGCAAGAGCAUUUGACAGAGGUAUUCGGAGGGCAGUAGAGGAUAUUUCUCAAGGUUAUCCACCCUCCCAAAAUGAUGUUGAAGUGGCAGAAGACUGCUUUCAAACUACUCAAGAAAAUACAUCAGGUUCAUUAAUGAAAGAUCACCUUUUCCAACACGAAACUGUAGUAACCAGUGAACCUUACAACAGUGCAAAUUUAAGGCCUUCAGCAUUUGAGGAUUUCAACACCAGGAGAGCCUGUUUUCCUAGCCAACCUAACCAGGUCCCACUGAAGUCAAGCAGACAUGUUAGUUUUCAGGAUGAAGAUGAAAUUGUUAGAAUAAACCCUCGUGACAUUUUGAUACGUCGUUAUGCAGACUACAGGCAUCCUGACAUGUGGAAGAACGACCUGGAGAGGGAUGAUGCAGACUCAAAUAUACCAUUUUCUAAAUCAGACAGUAAAAAAUCUGACUAUUUAUACCCGUGUGGAGAUGGAACUAAGUUGAAUUCCCUGAAAGACUCAAAGAGUUCUGUGGUAUUUAAAACUCAGCCUUCCUCAUCAAAAUUUAAAAACUCGAAAAGAAGAAAAGAGGAUGGUGAGCGUUCCCGCUGUAUAUACUGCCAGGAAAGGUUUAAUCAUGAAGAUAAUGGCAGAGGAAAAUGUCAAGAUGCGCCAGAUCCUAUUAAAAGAUGUAUCUACCAAGUUAGUUGCAUGCUUUGCGCAGAGAGCAUGCUGUAUCACUGCAUGUCAGACUCUGAAGGAGAUUUCUCUGAUCCUUGCUCAUGUGACACUAGUGAUGACAAGUUCUGCUUACGCUGGUUAGCACUGGUGGCACUCUCAUUCAUUGCUCCAUGUAUGUGUUGCUACCUCCCCUUGAGAGCAUGCCAUCACUGUGGUGAGGUAUGUGGGUGCUGUGGAGGAAAGCAUAAAGCUGCGGGAUGAAUCAGUCUUGUGCCAAACAGAGCUGAAAAAUCUUUGUUUCCAGGAAGCAUCUAACUUGGAUUUGUGGAAGCUUUUUGGCAAGCUGAAGGGAAUCUUCUUUCAUGUAAGAGAUGCUUGAUGUGGAGGAAGCAACAAGACUUGUCAGACCUUGGCAUUUUACAAGUGCUAGCCAUGCCUAACUAUUUCCUUUGAGCGCGUGGCAUUUGUUGCAAGUUGUGAAGGAGAUUUUGCAGAGGAAAGCCUAUUCUUAUUAUUGGCUAUAAAAUGAGUAUAUAAACUAUGAUUAUACUAAAAGGGAUUAACUUUUGCCACUUUGUACAUUCAUGGUUUAGGCGAGGGGGCUCUUUUAAAAGGAUUAAAACUUACCUGAGGGGAAAUCUUAACUAAAAGUGCACUAGAGGCAGUUGAUUUAAGAUUAAGAAAAGUUAAUACUCGGCAAAUGAGAAAUGAAACUGAUUUUAAGUGCAACUAAAUCACUUAUUAAUAGUUUUUUGGAAGCGACUUUAUGUAUAAAUAACAAAUGUUUAUAUUUAACUAAAUGUGUAAGGUACGAAUUAUUACAUGUUAAACUUUCCUUCCCUCUGAUAUAGUAGGUAUGGACCAUAUCUACUGUCACAUUCCAUGGUAGUAUUUUAAAUAUUUAAUUAGUUAAUUUAGUCGCAUUUUUAUUCCAGAUGGACAAAUUGAUAUUUUCAGUCCUGUUUCCCUUCAGCUACAGUUUGUGUUGAGUUGUAUCCAUACAUUCUGAUAAUCCUAAAACCUUUAAAAUAUUAAUUAUUCUAGUCUUGAGUGACCAAUAUUUUUUUGUUAAGCACAGAUGUAAUUGUCUAAAAUGUUCUUGUUAGAACAUAACAUUUAUUUUUAUAUAUAAAUGACUUUGAUUUCAACAUAAUAGCAAAAAGGAAGUUGUUUCUGUUGCUCAACCAGCAAGUUGUUUUCUUUUGGGGUGUCCUCCAAAAAUACUUUAUUGCAUAUUCAAAUGUUCAUUAAGCAAAAGGUACAUUAAGGCAGUUGUAACAAAUUGUCAUCAGUGUUCUUGUUUAUCCUUCUGUUAAACUAGGAUCCUGUUCAGCUGUUUAUCGAGUACUAUGAUUAAAACAAAAGAUUAAUAACAAAAGUGAAAUUGUUUUCAUUAUUUUGAACUGCAACUUUUUCUUAUUUGAACGGGCAAGAACAAAAGUACUGUGUGUUUUGUACAAAAACAACAACAAAAGACUUAGCUUGAGAAAUAAAUUACAGCCCAGGCAAAAUUGGAGUGAACUUCUUAAUUAAGGAAACUUGGAGGGAGGAUGGGGGGAGGGAGUGAGAGAGAGAGAGUGUGUGUAUGUAUCUGUAUGCGUGGUGCUAUAUUGUGUAUGGUAUUUGUUAUGGCUUUGUACUUACUAAGUGUUUAACUUUCAGAUAAGAAUUAACUGAUUAACCCAUUGAGAAUUUUUUAAAACAUUACAUGCUUUGCUCUGUUGUGAAGUAAGAAACAUUUACUUCUCAUUAAAGAUAUGUAAAACACUAAAACCAGUCAUAAUUCAUUAGCGAAGGUACCUAUUUGAUAUCCUGGCUGGAGUGGGACAGACUAUCCUCAGUAUACCCUUCUUAUUAAACAAACAAAAAACCUAAUUGAUUUUAAAAGAUGCACAUGACUGACUUUUCUCACUUCCUAUGCAUUUCUUCAGUAUAUUUUUGUGUAAUUUUUCUUUCUGCAUGUAUUGGUGCCCUUAAUUUUCCUUUGUAGCCCAGAAGUAAAAUGAGCGAAUGUAUAUAACAUUAUGUGUCUGUAAAAUACUUUUUAAAUGAAAACAUUUAUAUUUAUAUUAUGGCUUGAAUUGACCACCUUGUGUACAUAGAUCAUCUCAAAGUAUUAUUUCACAUUGAAAAGAAGACAAAUAUAUUGAUAACUGUAGAAGUUACGGAAGAGCUUCUAGUUUUGUAUUAAGAGUAGAUUGGAUGAAUUAAGUCCAAGAAUAUGACACGGUAGCAGCAGUCUUGGUUUUUACUGUUUAUAUAUUUGAAAGCUGCUACUCUGGUUAAUUUUCAUGCUUCGCACAUUUUCAGCUAAACUUCGUUGCCUAGAAUAGACUGUUAACUUUAAAAACAACUUUGAUUAAAAAAUGGUGAUGUUUUUCUAGCGAAUGAGAGGAAUUUAAUAUUUGUAAGUGCUAGGUUCCUAAUUCAAGGUGGAGAGGUAUGAACAACCUAAGAAAAGAACUUGCUGGCUGUAUAGGAAAAUGCUAUAGAAUCAUAUUGUGUAUAUACUUCAGAAAGAAAUGAGUUUAACAGUUUCUUCUCAGCACUAUACAACAUAGUGAAACUCCUGGUCCUGUACUGUAUUUUGUAUGAAACAUAUAUGCUUUAAUAUUUUUAUUGAAUGUGUGCAUUAAUAUUUUUCACCUUGCAUUUAACCACUUUGCUGCUAAAAUGUUUUCACCUUUUGCUUUCCUCUUUGAAGACUUGAUCCAUCUAAAAAGGGUUACUGAACUGACAUAUGUUCCCUUUUUCUUCUUGUGCUGGAAGUGUCAGCCUGCACGCCCAGUUUGAGAGGGACUAAAAGAGAUACGUGGUUACAUAAGGGUUGGUUUGAGUAGGAUGCACACGUACUUUUUCCUCUGGUGUUAGGGAUCUUACCCACUGUUGCAGUUGGGAGAUGAGUAGUGGAAGGUGGACAUACAGCAAACCCACUCCAGAAUGGGCUGUUACAUCUGUGCAUCUUUUGGUUUUGGCAGCAUGUAACAUUUAUUCUGUCUCUUCUGAAAUACUUUCUUGAGCAUUUGGGAAAAGAGAAAUUUCUUCCCCAAUCCUUACUCCUCCCCUUGCCCUUAGUAUCAGAACUGUAGUUUGUCAGGCAUGUAGUAGCAGAGCUUUGUGUUGCUUGGAGGGGAGACUCGAGCCUUGGGAAACCAUCACUGGAUAUUAAGAACCUCACUUGUUGAAAACCUCCUUACGGUGAAAAUUAAGUAUUUCCCCUUGAAAGUGGGGCAAGAAGUUAAAUGAUAGCAGCACUCGUGCACCAUCUACUGGGGGAAGAACAUCAGCUGUAUUCAGGCACAGUAUUUGAUUACAUAGUCAUUUAACUGGCUAUCGGUGCACUCCUUAAGCUACAAAAAUAUGUUAAGCUUUAGUUAUUAAUUUACAAAAUAGUAAUUUGGACUCUUACUGUGAUUCUUUAUCUCAUCGUGCAUCUUAAAUUUCAUUAUUAAUAUUGAUUGAAAGUAAAAAUGCUUUAAGCAUAUAUUUUGUUAGGUUUAAAAUAGUUACAAUGGCCUAUUACACAAAAGCAUAAAAAUCAGGAAUGAAAUGAAAAUUCUUUUGAUUCUGUCAUUGGGUUCAUAAGAAGGAUUCCCCCUUCCCCCUCCUUGAAGUUCUUUCCCACAGCAAAGUGAUGGAGUUUUGAUGUUCAUGCAGAGGGAAUCUAGCCUUUUAGUUUGUGAUAUGAAUCGAGUUUUGAGUAUGCACAGGUGGGUCUGUGUGCUCGCACAUGCGAUUCAGUAGUUGCAAAGGGUAUUCCUACAGCUGUGUGCAAGAUUAAAGCAAUAUUCUGAUAAUAAUCUACAAUUACUAUGGUAACUGUUUAGUAAACAGCAGCCAAUGGUGGCAUAAAACUCGGAUGCCUUUCCAGAGCUUAUGUAAGGGAUGUUCCAAACAGUCUAAACCAAUGCAGUUUCCUCUAGAGGAACAAAGGUAUUUUGAAGAAUGUCUUAAUUUUGCAUGUUGGAAUAUAACAUUCCCAUUUCAGAUGUGUUCUCUUCAGAAUGAUCUGUUCACAUGUACCUGGAGGAUAAUGUUGAACUCCCGUGUAAAUAAUGCACAGGUUUAAAUUAGACUUUAAAUCUUUUCAGAGCUUAUGGCACAGUAUGCAGCUAGUACAGUGAUACAUUCAUAUUAAUAAAAUGAAGAUCAAGGGUGGUGGCUUGCAACAAAACAGUAACUUUAAAAAGAUGCCUUAUGGUACUGUUAGUCCAGCAGCUGGGUGGAUAAAACUUCCAUUUUCUUCGGUGGACUGACAAAUACAAGGAGGGGCUAGGGGGGGUUGUUUGGGCUUGAUUUGGGGCUUUUUUUCCUGAAAGCUUCUCUUAAUUGCAAAAGUUAUGGUUCAUUUAAGAAAUCAAACCAUUCGGUGAAGAAGAAGCCUUCAUGUUCAAAGCUGCAGUAUAAGCUGUACAUAGUUUUCCUUCUUUCGCUUGGUGCCAUUUGCUUUCCACCCUAAUGACCUCAAAGUGCCUCAUGUGUAUAUUGUUUCCAUUAAACCUCAACUGCUAUUUCUUUCUACUAAAUGAUGUAUAAUUUAGUUAACUCAUCCCAUAGGUGUUUCCUUUAUGAAUAUGAAUACAGCUUGUUACUUCGAGUAUAUAAUGUAAAUAUGCCUUUAAGUUUGUAACUGGUUUGUUACAUCAUAUCCUUGUAAGUUGACAUAGCAGAUAACACCAUAAAGAUUGUUUAAAUGUUUUUUCCUGUAAUUACCUGAUUAAAACUAUCUUGAAAUGAAACAA
Messenger RNA from Harpia harpyja (harpy eagle), 6704 nucleotides. RefSeq names its product sprouty related EVH1 domain containing 1 (gene SPRED1). NCBI's taxonomy places the organism in Eukaryota, Metazoa, Chordata, Aves, Accipitriformes, Accipitridae. Gene Ontology annotation, cellular component: membrane. The coding region runs from base 979 to 2223 and encodes 414 amino acids. The transcript has 6 exons. Gene Ontology annotation, molecular function: protein kinase binding. Gene Ontology annotation, biological process: negative regulation of MAPK cascade; multicellular organism development. The record is from RefSeq and is a predicted model, not a curated record.